Habropoda laboriosa is the source of this 6921-nucleotide messenger RNA. RefSeq names its product general transcription factor 3C polypeptide 1. Gene Ontology annotation, cellular component: transcription factor TFIIIC complex. Lineage: Eukaryota; Metazoa; Arthropoda; Insecta; Hymenoptera; Apidae. The transcript has 13 exons. The record is from RefSeq and is a predicted model, not a curated record. Gene Ontology annotation, biological process: transcription initiation at RNA polymerase III promoter; 5S class rRNA transcription by RNA polymerase III. Gene Ontology annotation, molecular function: DNA binding.
AUGGCGUCAUUCCCAUCAAUUAACUUAAUAGAUUUAAUAAUCGACGAAGUGGCAUUAGAAGGUUUAGAUGGUAUUACUAUAGAAGCAUUAUGGUUACGAUUAGCACAUCGACUCCACUAUCCUUUACCACUUUCAAAAGCAUUCAUGGUUCAGAUAUGGUCAAUGUGUGUGCAGAUUAAAGUGUUUAGAUUUUAUGAAUUGGAAACACCAAGAGAUCCACUUGUAAUUUUUGAUCGCUAUCAAUUUGUAGAUCCUGAUUUGGGUAUUAUAUUAGAACCAGAAAAUGUACCACCAGAUAUUUAUCCACAUUGCCCUAUAAAUGAUGUCACAAAUAAUAUUAAAGGAUCUUGUUCAACUUACAAUACCCGUAAAGAUGUUACAGAAAUUCUAAGAAAUCUUAGUUUAGAUGAAGUUACAGAAAAAUAUGGACAAAAAUUAGUUAUUGUUGCAUCACAAGCUACUAGAAAUCAUGCAUUGAUGGGAAAUGAAAUAUCUCCGACACUUGUAUUAAAUGUAAUACAGUAUUGUUUUUUGGAAAGAGUAGGAAGAUCACGAUAUCAUGGUGAAGUUACUCAGGGAAAACUUAGUCUUAAUGCAUUAAAUGAAGAUCCUAAAAGUUUAUUUUACCAUCGGAAGUUUAUGCUGUGUCAUAAGUUAAUAACAAAACAAUUAUAUCAUCAAAAAAUUGGUGGUCACGGUUGUAACGGAAGUCUCUUACAUCUACCAAGGUUCUUUGUUGAAAGAAAACCAAAAAUAAUUUUCUUGGCUGAAGAAGUAAUCAAAAUUCUUAAGUCAAAACCUAAUUGUGUUGCAGAAUAUGAUGAAAUUAAACGCAAGCUACAAAUUGAAAAUGCAAUAAGGAAAUUGUUUAAAACUUCAUUUUUCCAGAAGGUUGUAAAAACAGAUCUUAGAGUACCAUAUAGAACUUUAUACCCUAAUGCAACACCAACAGAGUGGCAGCAGAAAAAUAAUCCAAUGAAAGAAAAGAAAAUUAAAGUAGUACAAUUAUUAUCUCCAAACAUUGAUAUCCUUGAAGCAUGGAAUAAAGAUGAAAUGCAAGAAGAAGAAGAACCUCAAGAACUAAAUAUUUCCAAUCAUAAAUAUUGUGUACCUUACUUGAAACAAGCAAAUACAAUAAUUGAAGCUAAUGGAAGUGAUGGUAUAUGUCAAGGUAAACUGGCUAAAAUAAUGGGCUUGACAAAAUUACAAUCACGAACGAUUUUACGAAAUAUGGUUAAAACAAAUAUUGUUGCAACUUAUAUGAAUGAUAUUGGCAGACAAAGACUUACAAAAUAUGUAUCAAAAAGGUAUGAGAAAAGUAGUAAGCUAAGUAAACAGUUUAAGGAAGAAAUGCAUAAAAUCAAAGAACUUACAAAACAAAUUGCUACUGUAAGUGAUGAUUUGGAAAAAAGUAAAAUAACUGUGAAGCAGGAGAAGAAUACCAUUACUAAUGAUACAAAAGAAAAUGUAGAAAAUGUGAUUAUAUCUAGUAUAAUUAAUAAUGAUAACAAAAUUAAUAGUAUUGUCAAAAUAGAAGAAGAAUUGAACAGUGCUACACCUGAUUUGCAAAACGUAUUUUAUGUUGUUAAUCGGAUAUUAUAUAAAUAUCGUAUAAUCAAGCGCCCAAAUAGAUACAAACGGACAUUUUCUAAUUAUCUAUCAAAUAAAAUCAAUAAAGUCCAGACAAAAGAAAAAGACAUAAAAUCUAAUAACAUGUUAUUACACAUUUCUGAAUUAUCAAAAGAUGAAAAGGCAGUAGCUGCAUAUAAAAAUAUAAAAGUUGAUUUGACAGUUUUCAAAUCAACAAAUACAAAAAAGUCAGAAAGUGAAGUAUAUGGAUUUAUGGAAGAUGUACAAAAUAGUGAAAAGAAAAGUGUGGCAAAUAUUACAUAUAGAUUAUUGAGAAGAGCUAAUAUGAUUAUAGAAGCAGUUAAAGAACAUCAAGUUGUUGAUGAUAUGACAAAGUUAAUGAAGAUGAUACAUGAAGAAGAAGACAAAGAAGGAUAUGAUGUAAAAAUCGAUAAAAAAUCCUUAAUAAGACUGUUACAAAAACUUGCAAAAGAUAAUUUAGUGAAAAACAUAAAAAUAACAUUGAGUGGAAAUGGCAAAGAGAAACAUUUGACAUUUAUAUGUGAUCCAAACAUAGAUAUUAACAGUCAUCUUAUUCAAUCAGCUGUGGAACAAGCAAAAUUGAAAUUCUAUUUGUUGGGCUUUCCAAAGUUUAAAUCAUCAACGAAAAAAUGUACAGAAAAUUUAGAAUCUGACAAGUAUAAUAAUGGUGGUGCUACAAAUAAAUCUGAUGACAAUAAAUCUUUUUUUAAGCAACCUACAGCAGUUCCAGUAGGUUUUAAAUGUGGUCCUAGAAUAUCGAGGAAAUAUGGAUAUAGUCCGAAGUUUCUUCGUUUGCAAGCACUACAUAUCUUUUUGUUUUAUUUGGUUUAUGAACAUCCUGGUGAACAAACCCUUUCAAAAACGGAACAGUUGAAAGCUUUGCGAGAUAAUGGUUUUAGUAUUACAGAGGAAUUAGCAGAAGAAUUCAGUACAGUUUACACUAAAAAUGUUAGUUGGAAAAUGUUUGUGCCACCUUUGCGAGAAUAUAGUGGUUGGCCCCUAGGAUGGACGUUAAUGUGUGAUGUUAUUUUACGACUACCCUUGUCGAUAUUUUUAAAAAUUCAUUAUAUUUCAUUUGAAAUACCAGAAAUAGAUAAAUAUGUGAGUCAUCCAAUUAGAAAGCAUUAUUUAGUUAAAGAUUUGCCAGUUGAUAUUCGGAAUUCUUUGCUUUAUGCACGGAAGUACAUAUUUAACAUUCAUGAAACUGUAACGAGAUUAUGUUAUAUUGGGCUAGUGCAAUUUGGACCUCAAAGAUUGAAAGAAAAGGACCAAGUAUUUAUUUACGUGAAUCGUCGUACUGAAUUAAUGGAUACGACAUCUUCUGCUCCUAGUUAUCACAUCAUUGAAGAUAAACCUUAUCCCGUAAUCAAGUAUAACUUUGACGGAAUUCAGGUAGUCGAGAAAUACUGGUAUGAUAUGUGGAAUACUUGUAUUAAUACUCCAUUAGGUGGUCGACUUGUUGUUCAAGGAAAGGAUAUAGUGUUAGAAGACUUAAAUAAGAAAAGUGAUAUGAUUAAAGCAAUUGUAACUCGCUCUCCAGAUGAAGCUAUAAAAUUAGAUACUGGUAAAGUACCUGGAGAUCACAAAGGCGCUGCUGGAAUAGAUUCAGCCUGUUUCGCACAUCUUAAAAGAAAUUGGAAUUGGGGUUAUAGUAAUGUGGUGGUUCGAGAACCAAAGAAGAAACAGAAUGUAGUUUAUGAAAGAGACACGUAUCUUUCUAAAAUAAAAGCAAAACCUAUUAAAUUUACCGACUUCUCCGGUUUGAAAACGGUAUCUGGUCCUCCUUCUGUUAAUGCGACAGAACUCAGAAAGAAGGUACAAAUUGAAAGCGAUAAGAUUUCAGAUCAGCCAAAUAAGUAUGAAGCGUUACCAUAUCAGCGAAAUACGAAACAAAAAUCCUACAUCAGGAGAGUACUACCUCGUAAAAGUCUUAAUAAAAAGCGAACAAAGUAUGAUGAAGUUGAUUAUCGAGCGUUGCAACGGAUGCACAAACUACGAGUGGACUGGGAGCCGCAUGAGGAUAAGAUUCUGCUCGUUUGCAAAGUAGCUAUGGUGUACCUCUGUCCAAAUCCACGCAAACAAGUAAUAACAUUUUCUGCAGUGAGAGAUGUAUUGUGGAUGUAUUCGUACAGUUCGUAUAAUAAAACAUCAAGAGCUUGUCAACGGCGACUUUUAUACAUGCUUAGACAACUACGAAACAUUAAUGCCGUUACUUUAGGGGUUGAAGAACUCAAGCAGAACUUCUUUCUUAAAAAACGCUUUGAUGGCAUCGUGGAGAAACUCAAAGAAGAGUAUAAAAGUUCUCAUGAAUACGAAAAAAAAGUUACAGAGGCGUUUAAAUCACUUGUUACCUAUAUCGCGAAAAAGUACUAUGACAUUUCAGAUGUUGGGUCUAAAGAACCACUUCCUGUGCCAAUGACGGUGCAAGAGUUCAAUUUAUUUUACAAAGUUGUACAUCCUACAAAACCAUUCUCUAAUCGUGGUUUCACGAAAGAUGUUCGAAAUAUCAGCGAUAUACAGUCUGCAGUUAUAAAUUCUGUUAUUCAUAGUUCAAUGUGUUGUGGCAAAGACAGAAGAUCUUGGUCAUAUCAACUGUUUAAAGUAUAUCAGCAGUAUCCAGAGACGCUUUUAAGAAAUGCUAUGGCGAAAAUUCGUAACGAUCAAAUGGUUACAAUUAAAAAGAAUCAAUUAACUACUAUAAGGAAAUACGGUAACUACAUGCCGAUGAGCAGUUCUCAGUAUCAAUUAAGUAGCAAUUACAUAUAUAAAUUUCAUACUAAAUGGCCGUAUGAUAUAUUCAAAGAAUCGUAUGAUGUUUUCUUUAAAUUGAGCAAGUGGUAUUGUCACAAUCAUACAAAUGAUCUAAGUAAAGCAUCAAAUAUUUUUAAUGGUAUUGAAGUGUUACCAGUUACUGGUGGUGUAGUGGGAGCGAUACACGAUUAUAUUAUACGAGAUCAAAUAGAUUUCGACAUCGAAAUACCUGAUCAAGUUAUAAUGCUUGAUCCCAGAUUAAAAGAAAAAGACGAAACGUACUUUAGAAUAGCUAAAAGGUAUCACGAUGUUUUAGCUAGUUUAGAUAAUUUGAAGUUUAUAAAGGAAUCAUGUUUGCAAAAUAGUGACUCAAUGACCGAUCUAGAACAAUGUAACGAUAAAUGCUUUGAUUCCAAACUUGACGGUAAUAAUAUACAUAAUAUUAAUGAAAAAUCAGAUAAAGAUGGCUUUUCAGAUUUGGAUAUGGAAAAGAACACACUUUUGCAAGAAUAUGAAACUGGAAAAAGACAUCUUGAAGGUCCGAAACAUUUUACUGACUACGACGAAUUAAAUUUCGAUAGUGAUGAAGAAAAUUGUCGUAAUGUUGAUGAUGAACAAAAUAUAAUUAAAUUUCAAGAUGGAACUAAAAUUACAUUGAACGAAGAUGAUGUUGAGCGUUUAACAUUUUGUGAUGACGAUUUAAUGAGAGAAAUGGGAAGAAAUGAAGUAUGUAUCGAAGAUAGUAAUCCUAUAACACAUAACAAAGUGCAAUUUGAGGAUGCAAUUCAAGUGCAAUUUGAAGGUGCAUCAUCAUCAGAUUGUACAAAAGAUGAAAAUAAGGACGACAUGUUAAAUGUAGAAAGUUCACUUUUAUCUCAUUCACGUUUAGAUUCAAAUGUGAAUACACGAGAAAAGUUAAUUGCGUCUGGAAACAAGAGACCAAGAGAUAAAAGUGAACAACUAUUUGAUACAAAUGAACCUGUUCAGAAAAAGAAGAAAUUGGAUAAUCAAAUUAUAAAUGCAGAGAAGAAUGAAAGAAGAAACGAAGAAACGUUGCAAAUUAGUAAUAUCAGUUUGAUUGAAGCAUCAAAUGAAGAACAAAAUCAAGAUUUAAAGAAAAAUUCUGACAAUGAAACAAUUGAAGUUGAUGUAAAAACUAUUAAUCCAAAAAAUACUUCGAACAAAGAAUGUUUAAAAAAGAACAAAGAACAUGCCUUCACACGUGUUAGUGAUAUUUUAAAACAAAUUCUACCAGAACAGAGUUAUUCAAAUUCAUACUGCAAGAUUGAUGAUUCGGCUGAUAUACAUAAACGAUAUACUCGUAUAGCUUUAUUGCGGAUGAGAGAAGAACUAAGUGAACUCACCAUAGCAGAUAGUCAUCAUGCACAUGAAUAUUUUGUUGUAAAUAUGUUUAAAAUGUUUUAUUACUUACACCGGUCAAAUUCACAGAACACUGAAGCCAAUGAAAUUUUUAGAGGCUUUUCAAUGCCCUUGGAUUUGUUACCUUUAAAAUUAAACGUCGCAAAUGAUUUAAUACAAAAACUAAAUAAAUUUGCUGUUUUCCCUAAAGAUGGUAUAUCAUUUUUGGAUUUAAAAAAAAAUUUACCUAAUGAUUGUUUACUGCACUUGAAUAAUAUAGAGGCAGUUUAUAAAUUUGUACGUGAUAUUAAAUAUUUAAAAAUUAUAAUUUAUUCUUUGUAGGAUGAAUUUGAAUGUACCUUAGGAGAAGAUUUACACCGUAUUACUUCACUUCUCACCGAAAAUCGUUUAUUCUUACGGUCAGGUGUAACGAUUAUUCGGUAUAUACAUUAUCGUCACGUUGAUUCUUGGUUAAUACAUUCAUAUAAAAUAAGUCGCAUUGAAAGAGAGUCGCUUGUACCAAUGCCUAAAGGAGGAGCUCUCUACGUGGUAGAUCAUAAGGACAGAUUAAACGAGGAUAAAAAUUUAAACACGACAAAAGGGUGCGUUGAAUGUCCUAGUUUAUUAGAAAAUGAUUCAUCAAAAAUGUGCGACGAGAAUGUGACUGAAGAAGAUACUCAGUCAGAAGUGAAAGAUGUUAAAAACAAAGAUUUUGAUAAAGAUACAUCCAGCCAUAGCGAUGAAGAAUGUUACGUGCAAGUAAAGAAAAGGACGCAAAGAAAAAGGACCAGAUUGUUACCUCAAAAAGAUAUAUCUAAAGCCGCGAAACAAUUAGAUUUAAAUACGAAACAAGAAAUAAGAGUAGCGAUAAAACCGUGGAUUCGGAUAGAUGGAGUUUUGAAUCGUAGAGUGCUUGAUCGCAUGUUAGGAUCAAUAUUAUCAUAUUGCUUAACACAUCCGGGUAUAGCGUUAACCAAGAUACAGAAUAGAUUUGUUCCUGCUCUUCAACCAUGUCAUACACGAGAAUUAGUCGAGAUACUGGCAAAGUUGGGAUGCCUGGAAAGAAUAAUAUUGAAAAAAUCACGUGUAACGUUGUUUUCGAAGUCAUCACAAGUGACACCAAAAAUUGCAAAUAAUAAUUGGGCUGCUGAAGAGGAUAUUUUCCUUGAAGCUACAAAUGGAGCAAUCUAUUAUUUUUAA